GAGAAUGAAUGUUUUCAAGAAGCACUACAAACCACUCAGCGUAAAUUGCUGAAGGCAUCCAGAGACAAGAGCUUUCUCUUGGACAGGCUUCUCACAUAUGAGAAAGUAGAUGUUUCCUCCUCUGAUGAUGAUGAUACCGAGUCCUCAGACAAUGGAGAACCACCCCAAGACCUGAAAAGGAAAAAAAUGGAUCAUGGACCUCAUAUCUAUGGCAGUGCAUCAUCAGGCAACUCAUCCAAAUCAGUGCCAGCCAAAAAGAGACGCAUACCUCAACGUCCACCAAAGCAGAACACAGCGCCACAACUUUCUUCCCUUCUGAGCAGUGAAGGACUUGGUGAUGGGCAUAUGACCCCUGAAGAGGUUGAGCGCCAUCUUGAAUCGCAGCAAGGGCAUAUGGAAUUGAUUCCUAGUAAGGUUCCUUCAACUGUUCCUCCAGAUUUAUUCAGCAAUGACCCUUCUUUUGACAGCGAACUGAAUGAAGUGUACUGUGAGCUUGAUACAUCUCCGAACGACAUAGCUGAUGAAUGUUUAACUGUUGACAUGAUGCCAGAUUAAAUGAGAGGAGGAUUCCGUCAUUCCUUUGAAAAUGUACUGUUGAUGUGUCUCUAUCUUUUAUCCUCAUUUGUCUUCAAUGUCAGUAUUUUUGUAUCGCUGAACAGUUAAUGUGUUUUUUCUCCUAAUUGUAGCUGAGGUCAAGAUGAUCGCUACAUUUUUUGUUGCAUUUGGAUACAAAGUUUUCUUGUCAACCGGAACAGAUCUAUUCCCCUGUUACAUUCUAGUCCUGCAGUUUUCUGUAAUUUUUUUCAUGUAAGGAGAUUUAGUUUUUGGACACUAAAAAUUGAACUGUGUUGUUUCUCUUCCCCAGCCAGCAUUACAAUUAAAGUAGGUACUUAUAUGGCCAGAAAAAUUUGUUUUGAAAGCAAAUAUCAAUGCAAACUGGAAGAAAAUCACAUUGUACAGUAUUAUUUAUUUUUUAAGACAUUCAUAAAUUAUAAUUCUUUGACCUGUGGAAAGA
This is a messenger RNA of Bemisia tabaci, 1015 nucleotides long. Lineage: Eukaryota; Metazoa; Arthropoda; Insecta; Hemiptera; Aleyrodidae. The record is from RefSeq and is a predicted model, not a curated record.